Messenger RNA from Nematolebias whitei (Rio pearlfish), 837 nucleotides. RefSeq names its product collagen alpha-1(XXVIII) chain. The record is from RefSeq and is a predicted model, not a curated record. NCBI's taxonomy places the organism in Eukaryota, Metazoa, Chordata, Actinopteri, Cyprinodontiformes, Rivulidae.
AUGUUUAUGGUCGACAGCUCAGAGAAAACCAGAUUUGUGCUGUUUGACCAACAGAAGGACUUCGUUCUGCGCUUCAGCACCAAGGUCUUGCAGCUCCACCUCGAUGGCUUGCUUCUACGCCAACGCCUUUCUGCUUUGCAGUACAGCAGCAAAGUGUUGGUGGAACAUAGCUUUAAAGACUGGCAAAACCUGAACUCUUUCCAGACUCAGGUGGCCUCCAUGGAUUUUAUUGGCCACGGCACCUUCUCUGCCUACGCCAUCACCAAUGCCACUAAGCUGUUCAGACAAGAGACAUCUCCUAGUAGCCUGAGGGUGGCGCUGCUGAUGACAGACGGAAGUGACCAUCCCCAUAGCCCAAGUGCUGUGGCAGCAGCUGCAGAGGCCAAACAGCACCACAUCAGAGUGUUCACCAUCGGGUUGUCUGCUGGACCCCAACGGGCCACCCUGGGGACAAAGCUACGGUCCAUCGCCAGUGCACCACCACAGCAGCAUGUCCUGAGCCUCGCUGACAGCCAGCUGGAUGACAGACUUCUCAAUCAGCUGCAUACUGCUAUAAAGGGCGGGUGCCCACAACCCAAAAACUGCAUUUGUGAGAAAGGAGAGCAAGGCCUGCCUGGGAGUCCAGGGAAGCCAGGUGAGCCAGGAUCAGCAGUUCCAGGUCCAAAGGGAUCACACGGAGAAACUGGUAUGAAUGGGCUUCCAGGAGCAGAAGGUCUUCGGGGGCAACCUGGCAGCAAAGGAAUAAAAGGAGAAUGUGGAGAAAGUGGAGCUUCUGGUGCAAAGGGAGAAAAUGGAGUGGAUGGACCUCCUGGCCCUACAGGUCUCACAGGAAACCAG